Molecule: messenger RNA, 775 nt
Organism: Cornus florida
Lineage: Eukaryota; Viridiplantae; Streptophyta; Magnoliopsida; Cornales; Cornaceae
Exons: 2
Coding region: 65-652 (195 amino acids)
Biological process (GO): protein folding; protein import into mitochondrial matrix; protein stabilization
Cellular component (GO): mitochondrion
Molecular function (GO): protein-folding chaperone binding; zinc ion binding
Source: RefSeq, a predicted model, not a curated record
GAGAUACAUUUAUACGGGACAAAGAAACAAGGGUAUAACUUGAAGGCUUGGAAGCGAUUCGUUGAUGGCGGCUCGGCAGAUGCAGAGGCGAGUACUAUCGCUUAUUGCUGGUAGCAGUAGGCUACCGCAGAGAUCUCUCCGUAAAGAACCCUCCUUGCAAUUUUCUCCUUUUGCAAAUUCAUCCUUCUGCAGAGCUCCAUCCUAUAGGAGAAUUCAGACGGCGGUUGAACCCAGCCAGCAAGCUAUUGAAGGAUGUGAAGCUUGCAGUUCGAAGCUUGAUUCUAACUCAGCAAAAGUUCUCUCCGACCCAUCGAGUAAUCCCAGUUCGGCUGUGAAGUACAAUGCUAUUUCCAACUUGAAGAUGUCCCCGCGUCACGACCUUGCAAUGGUCUUUACUUGCAAGGUCUGUGAUACAAGAUCUGUCAAGACACUUUGUCGUGAAUCAUAUGAGAAAGGUGUUGUGGUGGCAAGGUGUGCUGGGUGCAAUAAUUUACACUUGAUUGCAGAUCAUCUGGGUUGGUUUGGAGAGCCAGGGAGCGUUGAGGAGCUCCUGGCUGCUCGCGGAGAGGAAGUGAAAAAGUGUAGCAUGGAUACUUUGAAUCUAACUCUUGAAGAUUUGGCCGGGAGGAAAGAAGAAACCUCGGAAGAUUAAAGGGUGGAUUUCUUGUGAUAAUUUAGCCAUAAUGGUUUCACGUUUAAUAUUUUGAUAAUAUAAUCUUGAGUUGGAUCUUGUCCCUAUAAUGGUUUAACGUUUAUUUAUUUAUUUCAUUCUUUC